AUGGGGGCUUUGAAACUGGAUAUGGCAAAAGCCUAUGACUGGAUGGAGUGGCCCUUUUUGCGUAAUAUGCUGCUAGCUCUGGGAUUUGAUGGUAGAUGGGUGGAGUUGAUAAUGUUAUGUGUAACCUCAGUGUCGUAUAGUGUAUUUGUAAAUGGUGCACGAAGUGAGCAAAUCAAUCCAACUCGAGGUUUGAGGCAAGGUGACCCACUGUCUCCCUAUCUCUUUAUUAUUUGUGCUGAGGGGCUUUCAUUAUUUUUACAGCAGGCGCAGUUGAGGGGAGAAAUACAUGGCUGUAGAGUAGCUAGAGGGGCCCCCUCUAUUUCCCAUCUAUUCUUUGCAGAUGAUAGUUUACUCUUAUUUAAAGCAAAUGUCCAGGAGGCUGAGGUGAUAAAGCAUUGUUUAUCAGUGUAUGAAGAAAUGUCUGGGCAGGCGGUGAAUUACCAUAAAUCAAGUAUAUGCUAUAGUAAGAAUACACGAGAUGAUGACAGGGAAGAGGUAGCCAAUAUUUUGGGGGUGGUGCAGGCUCCAAAUUUUGGGAAGUAUCUAGGGCUUCCAUCAUUUGUGGGCAGGAAUCGGAAAGCAGCAUUCUCAUAUAUUGAGGAUAAGUUUAGGCAAAGAAUGGGUCAUGGAACAAGAAGUUACUAUCGCAGGCAGAGAACCAUGAACCGUUAUUGGUGGAGAUCUAAAGAUGACCAGGGCAUCCACUGGAAAGUGUGGGAUAAAUUGUGUAUUCCUAAAAAGUAUGGGGGAUUGGGCUUUAAAGAGUUACGUGCCUUUAAUCUAGCUAUGUUGGGGAAGCAGGCCUGGCGGUUUCUUACGAAGCCUGAAUCAUUGGUGUCAAGAGUAUAUAAAGCCAGGUAUUAUCCUAAAGGAUCUUUUUUUGGUGCACAUUUAGGGAAUAACCCAAGUUUCUGUUGGCGUAGUAUCAUGGCUGCACAGGAAUUAAUUUGUGGAGGGGUUAGGUGCAGAAUUGGGGAUGGAAAGUCAACCCUGAUAUGGGAUCACCUAUGGCUUCACGAUGAGCACAAUGCAAAAAUAAUUACUGGAAAACCACCACAGUUGGCACAAGCAACAGUUAUGGGUUUAAUGGAUCAGGACGAGAACAUGGGACCAUGA
This is a messenger RNA of Ipomoea nil (Japanese morning glory), 1116 nucleotides long. RefSeq lists its product as uncharacterized. Lineage: Eukaryota; Viridiplantae; Streptophyta; Magnoliopsida; Solanales; Convolvulaceae. The record is from RefSeq and is a predicted model, not a curated record. The transcript has 2 exons. The coding region runs from base 1 to 1116 and encodes 371 amino acids.